AAUGUAACUUUAGCGGGUACACAUGUCAACGGUAUUACUGUUGUGUACGUAUUUGUAUGUGGCUGAAACAAAUGCACUACAUUGGAGUACCUUUAUUUAAAGUUCAAACGGAUCCGUCGGGAGGUCAACGGUAUUGUACAUACAGAUAUGUACUGUUACUAUUACUGUUUUAGUCUGUUACUGGUGUAUUCAACUGUAUUGUACAUAUCAACGAUUGAAAGUCGCUUCCUUAGUGGAUUUCAUUGGUGGCUUGAUUUCAAGGUGGAACCCGCGAACGGGCAGUCGUCAUCUUUCUAUCCGGGGAAAUCUAACAUAACUUUAUUCCUAGUUUCAACUUUCUUUCCUGCCCCCCAAACGAAAAAUGUCAACUUGUCCACCAUUCGCACCGAUACCUAUUCCUCCCAGAUGUAUUCACAUUGACCAUACCAGGUAUUCAUUACUCGUUGAUAAGUAUCAAAUUAUAUACCCUACACCAACGAGUCCAACGAGCUAGACACCACGAGCUAGAAUGCCAGCGACGUCAUAUUGGUGCGCGAAGGCAGUCAUUCGUUCUCCAUCAUAAGAAGUUUCAAUGGGAUCCUCCGAUUGCUCAGAUGACCUGUGUAUGGCGCCUGGUCUAUCCACGCCCUCGGUAGUCUCAACAACCUUAUCCUUGUCACCCUUCAUCAUCACCUUCGUUGUCGUCUCUCUUCUGGUUUCCCGGAAACUCUUUCCUCACUUAUCCUACGUUCAAAGUUCUCGCGAUGGUGAAGACCACUUCCUACCUUCCGAUGCGCCUCCAUCACUCCAACAAGCCCAUGCCGAGCAUGGCUCCAAAUCUAUACGAAGACGAUUAGCAGCCGCUGCUUUCUCCACCACCAUCGGCCUGGCUGCUGUUCUGGCUGAACUGAUAUUAUGCGAGAUAUCCGAGUUAGUCAGCCCUCACGCUCGUGCGGUAGCUCUGCGUAUUACUGUUCCCACACUUCUGUUCCUUCUCAUCCUCCUCAUCCCUUUCCUCGAGCUACAAUCCUUAAUUACUAGCUCCGGCUGGUCUUUUCAACGUACUUCCAAGGGUCGUGUACCCAGAGCUGCCUGGCUGCUUCAAUUUGCGCUGUUUGGCAUUUGGCUAUUUGUCUUUUGGUCGCUUGGGAACUUUGUCCCAGUAGGAAGCGAAGCCGUCCUCUCCAGCACUCAACUGCAUAAUGUUCGAACCGAAUCCGAAUCCUCGGGUAGCUUAGCGCGUGCCUGUUUAGAGCGCAUCGGAGUCAUUGGUAUUUCCCUUAUGGCCUUGUUAUCCGGUUUCGCCUCAGUCUCAUCGCCGUGGCAUACAUUCGGCAGUCGUACAUCACGACGUGCCGUGACAGACGUAGAUAUAUCCCGUAAACAGGCCGGUCUUGACGCGACAAACGAGAUGCUUAUAACAAAAAGACAUCAUCUUCAGAGUCUACAGCGAAAGGUUUCCGAAGCCUCUUCGGCCGAAAAACGUGGUUUUGUUACCAAGGUUAUUGGCUCUAUCCGUGGCGGGGGCGAUGAAGCAGAAAUUCGAACACUACGUCUCGAAAUUGCUGGCUUGGAAGCUAUGGAAGCUAAUCUAUCCUCAACUCUUUCUAUGCUUCGCUCGAGGCAAGCCGAUUCAGCCCGCGCUGCGACGUUUUCAGGGAAGCUUCUCCUGAUACCCACCUACGUAUUCAGCGUAUACUGUGUUUAUCGAAUUGUAGCGACUACUUUAACUACUUUGCGACGUCUUUACUACCCCGCUGCCUCGUUUUCUUCUUCGGACCCUAUCAAUCGAUUCCUUGGCCUUUUGGCUAAGCACUGGGAUCCAAAACUGGACCAGAUUGCUUGGGCUAGGCAAAUCUCGUUCCUGCUUUCCGGUGUCAUACUUGCUGCCAGCGCGAAUAGUGCGCUUCAAACUUUCCAUCUCUUCGCUAAGUGGACACCUGGACUCUUACACCACGCACAAGCCAAUAUAGCCCUACUCAUCGGACAGAUAAGCGCUAUUUACGUGAUAUCUGCCGCGUUGCUCUUACGAAGUAAUCUACCCAAGGAAGUUGGCAGCGCUGUUGGCGACGCACUUGAGAGUGCCCUAGAACCGGGCUUCGUAGACAGAUGGUUCGAGGGCUGGUUCCUCCUGGCAAGCGUAGUUACGGCUGGUGGUAUAUGGUUGGGUGGAAAGAUCGGCGAAUGGAGCGAGGAAUGGGACGAUAUCGGGAUGGAAGAAAUGGGACAGAAACGAUCGUAAUGAAAUAAUACACACCAUGACCAAAAUCAUGAAACGAGUUCUUAAUGUCAUCACGCAACAACACGCUAAAACAUCAACCUCGUCUACCAUUUAUGAUUUUAUAACCAACGAAAGCAGUAGCAUUAUUGGCGCGCAAAGAAAUAUCAAUUCCUCACCAGGGGGAACGACUACUUACUAGGUAAGUUACCUAAGCAUUUGACUUACUCGAACCCGGACAUCUAUCUACCUGUGCCUAC
Hypoxylon fragiforme is the source of this 2457-nucleotide messenger RNA. Its product is annotated as Abscisic acid G-protein coupled receptor-domain-containing protein. Lineage: Eukaryota; Fungi; Ascomycota; Sordariomycetes; Xylariales; Hypoxylaceae. Gene Ontology annotation, cellular component: membrane. The record is from RefSeq and is a predicted model, not a curated record. The transcript has a single exon. The coding region runs from base 572 to 2221 and encodes 549 amino acids.